Messenger RNA from Folsomia candida, 2241 nucleotides. RefSeq names its product cytochrome P450 4F4. Gene Ontology annotation, molecular function: iron ion binding; monooxygenase activity; heme binding. The transcript has 7 exons. Lineage: Eukaryota; Metazoa; Arthropoda; Collembola; Entomobryomorpha; Isotomidae. Bases 1285 to 2076 code for a protein of 263 amino acids. The record is from RefSeq and is a predicted model, not a curated record.
AGUUGUGGAGGUGUUCACACUCGGAAUCCUCGGGUCGGUCUGUCUGAGCUGGAGAGAGGUUCUUCCUUUUUACAGUCGAACUCGGCCACGGUGGCUUCCGUGUGCCGAGUAGUAGGAUCGUCGGGUGGGGGAUAUCCAAUCCCUACAAUAGAUAUCUAUCCAGCCGUUACGGCAAUACUGGUUGGGUGAAAAGUUCGGUUUUUUAAGAGACCCCCACUACUAGCACAGGAAACCAGGGUGUAGUCGGAUCGAUGUUUUUAAAAAUCCAAUCCGAUCCUAUCCGACUUGUCUCGGAUCCUUAAAAAAUCCAAUCCGACCUGGUCGGAUCCUAAAAUAAUCCGACCCAAUCCGAACAUGGCGGAUUCGGAUUGGAUUAAUCGGGUUACAUUCUAUAUCCUAAGUACUGCUCUCUAUAAUGUAGUCGGAUCGAUGUUUUUAAAAAUCCAAUCUGAUCCGAUUCGACUUGGUCGGGUCAUAAAAAAUCCGAUCCGAUCCUACCCUGUCGGAUUCGGAUUGGAUUAAUCCGGUUAAGUCGGAUAUCCUUUUUAAUCUCUAAUGGAAUAUUAGACGCAAAUGGGCUUGCGUUUCUAAAAUUUGGCAGAAUUUUCCUCAGAAAGAGAGGAUUCAGUGUCAAGAAAGAUUCGCGCAACCCUUGCUCUACUUACCCUUCAUAAUUCUGCUCAUGAUCUUUGUAGUCUUAAUGAAGAGGUGGUUUCGGAAAAGCAUUCCUGCCGGAUGUCAAGCAGUCCCAACAGUUUCUGGAAAUUAUUUUUAUGUCGGUCAUGGACUAACAUUUAGCAAAGACAUCAUUGGAUUUGUGCGACAGUGUUAUGAAAAAUAUGGGAAGAUUUUCAAAAUUAAGAUAUUUCGAUUUUCCAUGGUCGUUAUUUGCGACAGGGGUUAUGCCUCAGAGUUUUAUAAGACACCGGAGAGCACAAUGUCCAUGUACGACAAUUUGGAGAGGCUUGGUUUCAUCGAUGCCUUCUUCCCAAACCGCGCAGACAUCAAAUACUUUACGAACAUUAUCAAAAAUUCACUAGGGAACAAAUUUGACACAUUUCUUCCAAAAAUACAUGAACAGGCUGCCCGAUUAAUUGUAUCGUUGCGAGGAAAGGUGUCGCUGGGGGAAAAACUUGACCUGGUGAAAGAGUUGGGCCACUUCAUGGCAGGAACGAGUGCUUGGUGUAUCGCUGGGAUUAAGAUUAAUCAAAAUCAUCUCGAUGAUUUACACGAUUUUAGCCAGAUCGUUAAUAAGAUAAUGCUUUCGUCAUAUUUUGUUCCGACAUGGCUUCUCUCACUGCGUAUGGAAGGACGCUAAAGAAACUUAAGGCUCAAGUGGGCAAAGUCGUUAUGCCAGAAAUUGCAAAAUAUAGAAAAGACGAAGGGUUGAACGAGUCCCCAUUUUUAAGGUACGCCAUCGACAUACGACGUGACGAUGGGUCAUCCAUGAGUGACGACGAUAUUCGAGAUCUCUUCGUCUGUUUGCUCUACACAAGUUCGGAAAACACGGCGUUAGCGUUAUCGAAUGCAAUUAUUGACCUCGCCCUCCAUCCCGAGUUGUAUGCGAGGGCACGGGACGAAAUUCGUGGAACUUUAAUUGCCGGGGAGUGGACUGAUCUUUUGAGAAACAAAUUAUUGACGAGUUGCAUUAUGGAAUCGAUUAGAAUCAAUCCACAAAUUUUUACGAUUGGAAGAACACCAAAAUCUCCAAUUGUGCUAGGAGACUACUAUGUUGAUAACGUGGAUUCGGUUAUUUUGUGCGGCUCUCUGAUGCAGGUUUAUGGCUCUGCUGGAGAAAUUUUUCAAAAUCCUGAGGUGUUCGACCCGCUGCGUUUUUUUGACAAGGAAAAGAAGGAGCCACAGGGUCCACCAGCAAUAAAUGCGUGGGGAAAUAUGGUCCACGGAUGUCCAGGCAAACUAUUUGCCUUGAACGAAAUUAAGACGGCAUGUAUAUUUUUUAUUAUGAAUUUCGACUUGAUCAUAGAAAAUCCAAAUGAAAUUAUUGUAGAUUACUUUGCUCCGAAAGCAUUUUCAGAGAAAAAGAUAACGUGUAAGCUUCGUUUGGUGGAGAAUUAGACGAAUACAUACAUUUUAGCAGUGAGGUAUAUUUUUGAUAAAUAUUAUUUACACAAUAAUAAGCCUUUUAAGUUACGUAAAUCGUUGAAUUGAAUUGAAUUGUGAGAUUGUGAGACGUCAUUAGGAUUUAUUUUUUUAGUAUUUUGCAUAAUGUAAUUGUUUCAA